AAAGCAGGUUCAGGAGUACCAUGUCAAAAGCCUACCCACCCCAUCAUACAAUCAAAAUCACAAAGACUAGCAGCAGCAUAAAGACAUUCUCCCCAAGGUCUCCCUUUUACUCUGAAGACAAUACUGCAGGCCAAAGGCGGUCUAAGACCUUGGAGAUGGAUUCGCACACCCUCUGGUGGCUACGCCAGGUCCUAGCGUGCCCAGGAGCGCAGCUGUCCCGCCCCUUGCAGCAGUAGCCAAUGGGAGCUCAGGUCCCCACCCCCUUCGUGAUCGUCCAGUGGCGAGUACUUAGAAGCCGACCUGGAAAGCGCACAGUGAAAGCUAGCGGAGCUGAAGGGGAGUAACGAGCGGCUCCACCUCACCAACGGGAACUGGAGAGCAGGGGGGACAGGAAAGCAGGAGCGACCGGCUGUGCAGAGCGGGGUCCACUUUGUGCUUCCCUAGCUAUGGGCCAUCCAGUGCCAUGUACAUCUUGCCCGAGCAGCUGUGGGUGAGUCCUUGAGUUGUGACCUGAAUAGAGCUGCCCUACCUCAGGAGUCUCUGGUGGUUGCUGCUAUGGCCAGGCUGGUGCCACUGGGUGCACUGCUGUGCAUGCUGCGCGUCGGGCUAGGCACCUUGGAGUCUGAGGGCUUCCCGCCCCCUACACCCCACAACUGCCCCAGUGAAUGCAUCUGUGCGGCCGACGUGCUGAGCUGUGCUGGCCUCGGGUUACGGGAUGUUCCAGCCAUGUUACCUGCCGCAGUUACGGAUCUCGACCUGAGCCACAACGCAUUCCAGCGCCUGCAACCUGGCUGGUUGGUGCCCCACUCCCGGCUGCGCGCCCUGCACCUAAGUCACAACAAACUAGACAUGUUGGGUCAUGGUAUCUUCACCAAUGCCAGCGGCCUGAGGCUGCUUGAUCUAUCAUCUAAUGCACUGCAGGCGCUUGGAAGCCACGACCUUGACGGGUUGGGGGCCCUGGAGAGGCUGCUUCUGUUCAAUAACUGCCUGGUGCGCUUAGACAUGCACGCCUUCCAUGGCCUGGGCAUGCUCAGUCGCCUUUAUCUGGGCUCCAAUAAACUCGCAUCUUUUUCUUUUGACAACCUGCAUGGUCUGGGUGCAGCCCACCUGCGUACUCUGGACCUCUCCUCCAACCAGCUGGGUCACAUCUCUGUCCCUGAGCUGGCCUCAUUGCCAGUAUUCCUGAAGAAUGGUCUCUACUUGCACAACAACCCACUGCCCUGCGACUGCCACCUCUAUCACCUGCUGUGGCGCUGGCACCAGCGCGGCUUAAGCGCUGUACGUGACUUUGCUCGUGAGUACACGUGCUUGGCCUUUAAGGUACAGGCAUCCCGCGUGCGCUUCUUUGAGCACAGCCGGGUCUUCGAGAACUGCUCAGCUGCUGCAGCUCUUGGCCUGGAGCGGCCAGAAGAGCAGCUGCACACACAGGUGGGCCAGUCCCUUAGGCUCUACUGCAACACCAGUGCCCCUGCCAUGCGUAUUGUCUGGGUUUCACCACAGAAUGAGCUACUUGCGGCACCAGGAUCAAGCGAUGGUAGCAUUGCAGUGCUGCCCGAUGGCAGCUUAGCCAUAGGCAAAGUACAGCAGCAGCACGCAGGCAUCUUUGUGUGCCUGGCUACUGGGCCCCGCCUGCACCACAACCAGACGCUUGAGUACAACGUGAGUGUGCACUUCCCGCGCCCAGAGCCUGAGGCUUUCAACACUGGCUUCACCACACUGCUGGGCUGCGGUGUGGGCCUGGUACUUGUGCUGCUCUACUUAUUUGCGCCACCCUGCCAUGGCUGCUGCCGCUGCUGCUGCUGCUGCUGCCGCCGCACCUGCCGCAACCACCACUGGCCACGACCACCCAGCCCACUCCAGGAGCUGAGUGCACAGUCCUCAGUGCUCAGUGCUACACCACCAGAUGCGCCCAGCCGCAAGGCCAGUGUCCACAAGCACGUGGUCUUCCUGGAGCCAGGCAGAAGAGGCCUCAAUGGACGUGCGCAGUUGGCUGUAGCUGAGAACUUUGAUCUCUGCAAUCCUGUGGGCCUGCCAUUCCAGGCUGGCCCUAAGUCUGCCAGCUCCACCAGCUCAGAAGGUCUCAUGAUGACCUAGGCUACCUGGGCCCCCACCUAGGUGAUGGCCCUUCUGCUACUUGCCCUGCUCCCUGCUGCAGUCCAGAGAACUGGCAGGUGCUGUGUGGGCCUUGACUUGAACCAUAAUGGCCCUACUCAACUGGUAGAGGGGUUGGGAUCCCCAACUUGCCUCCUGCUCUGCCAAGUAGUACAGGACUUCAAAGCCCCAGACCUUAGCAGAGACUGCUAGAGCCUGUUUUCCCUAGGCCCUCUUAAUGCCCACAUGUCCUAUAAGAACUGGGGACAAAGCCUAUCUAGUAAGAGCCCUGGCACCACCUUCAGGCCAAGGCAGAUGUUAAAGAGUAGAAGAGUGGAGGCACACCACCUUCUCCUUUCCCUCAGGGAGCAGGCCCACUGGGAAAAGGGAGGAGGGUUAUUUGCAGCCUCCUCCCAAUCAGGAGGAAACAAGCCCUCUGGUGAAACAGGAACCCCCUCCCUCACCAUCCAGCCUGAAAGCUCCACAACUUCAUGUGUAGUCUGAUUAGGAGGCAUUAGGUAGACACUCAGAGAGACCCUAGAGAGCCUGGCCUGACCCCCAGGGCUUGGCCCUGCUCUCUCCAGCUAGGGCAUCCAGCAGUUGCUCUAAAGGCAAAGCAGCAAAAAGUCUGGUGAGCAUGGCUAAACUGGGAUGGCCCAGCUGAAAUGCGAUUAUCCCUGGAGAGCAGUUGUCUCUUAAGGACUUGUACUGUUCUCAGCCUAAUAGCUGAGGCAUUGCCCUGGCUUCACAUGCAUCUCCCCAUUCCCACUGCAGGGAAGCACGGAAGAGGAUCUGGGAGCCCAAGGUGUAUGGGCUGAGUUGGGGUCCCCAUGGCUGUCCUAGAUUAUGCUGUUAUGGAAUUUCAUAAUAAAGGCAGUACAUGCUCAUUGUUGGAGCCUUGUCAAACACAAGUAGCAUUCUGGCUCUUGAUCCAGCAGUGUUGCCCUAGCCAUCACAGGAUGAUACACCUCCCUGGCUCUUGGUCCCCCACUUGAGUCACAGUCACAAACCCUGUCCUGCUGGGAUCCCUGAUACUCCAACCCAGAGAAGUUGCCACUGGCACUGUUUAGGCAGUUCACACUUCACCCCCUCUCCUCUGCCUCAAAGCCUGAUAUUGAAGUCUGUCUGUGAGAUGAGAAAACUAUGGUACAGGGAACAGGGAAGCCCUGCCCAGCCCUUCCUCAAAGGGCACGCCCAGCUCCCAUGGGGGCCAGCAGUGCUCAAC
Molecule: messenger RNA, 3316 nt
Organism: Castor canadensis (American beaver)
Lineage: Eukaryota; Metazoa; Chordata; Mammalia; Rodentia; Castoridae
Gene: Amigo3
Product: adhesion molecule with Ig like domain 3
Biological process (GO): brain development
Cellular component (GO): membrane
Molecular function (GO): protein binding
Source: RefSeq, a predicted model, not a curated record